AGGACGUAUCACUUCAUGUCACGGGCAGCCGGUGUUACGUUGGAAUCCCUGUGGCCUGAACUCUCCACCGAGCACAAGAUUUCGAUCAAGACACAGCUGAACAGCAUAUUUCGCGCGUUGCGCAAGGAGCACGGCGGCAGACCAAAGUUUGGUGGUUUUGUAUCGGCCAUCUGCAAAGACACAAGGAGGAACCAACGGGUGAGCGAGCCCACGAUCCACACCGAGGCACAGUUCAACGACUUUCUGUGUGGCAAACCCGGGAGAGCUCCCACGGCCUGGAUCACCACGAUUCGGUCCGGGAUGCGAGAUGACCAUCGCUUGGUUAUGACGCACGGUGACCUUCAUCCUCGGAAUAUUAUGGUCCAGUGGGAGCGGGGUGCGGAGGACGGGGUCACUGGGAAGGGAGGUGAGAAGAAGAUCCGAGUAACCGCGCUCAUUGACUGGGAAAUGAGCGGUUGGUACCCGGAGUACUGGGAGUUCGUCAAAUCCUUGUCCACAAUCAAUACACGGGGGACGCUGUCCGAUUGGUUUGAAUAUCUCCCCACCGACGCAAUAAGAACAUGGCCAGUCGAGCUAUCCAUCGACUCACUCCUCGAACGCUGGCUCGGAUGA
This is a messenger RNA of Chaetomium strumarium, 612 nucleotides long. RefSeq lists its product as uncharacterized. NCBI's taxonomy places the organism in Eukaryota, Fungi, Ascomycota, Sordariomycetes, Sordariales, Chaetomiaceae. The record is from RefSeq and is a predicted model, not a curated record. The transcript has a single exon. The annotation marks the transcript as partial.